This is a messenger RNA of Ectocarpus siliculosus, 7468 nucleotides long. NCBI's taxonomy places the organism in Eukaryota, Phaeophyceae, Ectocarpales, Ectocarpaceae. The record is from the annotation of a GenBank genome assembly.
AUGGAGAAUGCUGAUAUUUUCUUGGCCGUUGAUCCCUGUACAGUAUGGAGAAUACGCAUUUCGUUUUCCCACUGUUUUUGCCUCUGUCACAAACGCGGAUUAGCUCCGGCAGGAGACGAAGGAACCACCGACAAGAGCAUCGUCGAAGAGGAGGCCCAGACCAAGGUCGUUGCGGAGGACGCAGGCGUCGACGCUGCUUCUGAACCCGCAGAGACACCAUCGUCGGAAGAGGGAGGCAUUCCGGAGCCCGCCGAUGCCGUCACCGCGGAUGAGGCGGUGGUCGAGGUUGCUGCUCCUGCCGCUGAUGCUGCUGCCGGUAUCGGGGAGGAGCCCGCGGCAGCGGAAGAAGAGUCCGCGGCCAAGGAAGACGACCCCGAGCCAGCGGUGCCCGCUGCUGCCGAGGACGCUGCCGUGACCGUCGAGGAGGCGGUGACCACCCCCGACGAGACGACCACGGAGGAGACUGCCGACGUCGACACCACGCCCGCGGUCGAAGAAGAAGAAGAAGAAGAAGAGGUAUCGCCGGUGCCACCUGCUGAGGAUGUUGCUUCGCCGGCCGUCGACUCCGCUGAAUCGACGGAUGCCGUGGAAGAUCCCGUCGCAGCCGCCGAAGAACCCGUCGCCGCCGCGGAAGAACCCGUCGCAGCCGCGGAAGCAUCCACCACAGCCCCCGAAGAACCCGUCGCAGCCACGGAAGAACCGGUCGCCGUCGUGAAAGAACCCGUCGCUGUCGCGAAAGAACCCGUGGCAGCCGCGGAAGAACCCGUCGUCGUCGUGAAAGAUCCCGUCCCAGCCGCGGAAGAACCCGUCGCCGUCGCGGAACCUGUUGCCGUCGCGGAAGCAUCCGCCGCAGCCCCCGAAGAACCCGUCGCAGCCACGGAAGAACCGGUCGCCGUCGCGGAAGAGACCGUCGCGGUCGCUGAAGAACCCGUCGCAGCCACGGAAGAACCCGUCGCAGCCGCGGAAGAGCCCGUCGUCGCCGUGAAAGAUCCCGUCCCAGCUGCCGAAGAACCCGUCGCCGUCGCGGAAGAACCCGUCGCAACCGCGGAAGCAUCCGCCGCAGCCCCCGAAGAACCCGUCGCAGCCACGGAAGAACCGGUCGCCGUCGUGAAAGAACCCGUCGCUGUCGCGAAAGACCCCGUGGCAGCCGCGGAAGAACCUGUCGCCGUCGCGGAAGAACCCGUCGCCGUCGCGAAAGAACCCGUAGCAGCCGCGGAAGAACCCGUCGCCGUCGCGGAAGAACCCGUCGCCGUCGCGGAACCUGUUGCCAUCGCGGAAGCAUCCGCCGCAGCCCCCGAAGAACCCGUCGCAGCCACGGAAGAACCGGUCGCCGUCGCGGAAGAGACCGUCGCAGCCGCUGAAGAACCCGUCGCAGCCACGGAAGAACCCGUCGCAGCCGCGGAAGAGCCCGUCGUCGCCGUGAAAGAUCCCGUCCCAGCCGCCGAAGAACCCGUCGCCGUCGCGGAAGAACCCGUCGCAACCGCGGAAGCAUCCGCCGCAGCCCCCGAAGAACCCGUCGCAGCCACGGAAGAACCGGUCGCCGUCGUGAAAGAACCCGUCGCUGUCGCGAAAGACCCCGUGGCAGCCGCGGAAGAACCUGUCGCCGUCGCGGAAGAACCCGUCGCCGUCGCGAAAGAACCCGUAGCAGCCACGGAAAAGCCCGUCGCCGUCGCGGAAGAACCCGUCGCCGUCGCGGAAGUGGCCGUCGCCGUCGCGGAUGAGCCCGUCACCCUCGAAGCAGAGACCGUCGCGGCAGAGACCGUCGCAGCCGCCGAAGAACCCGUCACAGCCGCGGAAGAACCCGUCGCCGUCGCGGAAGAGACCGUCGCGGUCGCUGAAGAACCCGUCGCAGCCCCGGAAGAACCCGUCGCAGCCGCGGAAGAGCCCGUCGUCGUCGUGAAAGAUCCCGUCCCAGCUGCGGAAGAACGCGUCGCCGUCGCGGAAGAACCCGCCGCAACCGCGGAAGAACCCGUCGCCGUCGCGGAACCUGUUGCCGUCGCGGAAGAAACCGCCGUACCCGCUGAAGAAUCCGUCCCAGCCACAGAAGAACCCGCAGUCGCGGAAGAGCCCAUCUCCGUCGCGGAAGAGCCCGUCGAAGUCGCGGAAGAAACCGUCGCCGUCGCGGAAGAACCCGUGCUCGUCGGCGACUCGGCCCCGGCGGAGGACGCCCCUGCUCCGGCCGGUGUGGAAGGUGAAGUGAGUGCCGCCGUUGCAGGGGACGACGAGCCGACCGUCGCCGCCCCUGCCAUGAAGGAAGAUGAAGACGACGCCCCGGCGCAAGGUGAAACGGUCGCCAAGGAGAGCGUCGAAGAGAACGUUACGAACGAGCCUGCUGCAGAGGCCCCGGUCAUCGAUGCUGCUGCCACCGCCGCUGUUGCUGCAGAGGCUCCUUCCUCGGACGAGCGAGCCAUGCCGAAGUCCGCCGAUGUUAUCGCUGACGAGCCGCUUGUGGGGGAUGCCACCCCCGCUACUUCUGAUGCCGUCGUACCAGCAAAGGAGGGAGAGGAGGCGGAGGCCAAAGAAGACGUCCCUUCCGCCAAGGAAGACGCUCCUGCCACCGCCUCCGAUGUGAUAGAAACCCCCGCCGAGGCCGCGGGUCCAGCCGAAGCGGAACCCGAAGCUGAGCCAAAGUUGGAGGCGGUCGGGGGAGAGGAGGAGCCGGUAGUCGUCGUCGAGGGAGAAGAUGCCGCAGACGUUGCUGACGAAGAACCCGUGGUUAAGGAUGAUGCACCAGAGCCCGCCGUAUCCGCUGAGGUUGUGCCCGAGGUCGCAGCGUCUGAUGUAGCGGCGACCGCCCCCGACACCGACACCACGGAGGAGGUAGCCGAGAUCGACACGGCGACGGCAGAUGCGGUUCCGGUGGUAUCUCCGCCUGAUGAGGUCGCUGCUUCCCCGGACGCGCCGGUUGGCUCUGCGGAAGACACCGCUGCAGUGGAGGGCGACGGUUCCGCUGCCGUGCCCUCGAAGGAAGAGACCGAGACCAAGGGCGAUGCUCCUGCCGCCACCGCCACUACGGAGGAGGCAUCCGCUGCUGCUUCGGUUACCGCCGCAGUGAAGGCCAUCGAAGAGGACGAGGGGUUGGUCGUGGUCAAUGCCGUCGAAGAAGAUGGCGAUUCUGCUGAAGGCGCCGACACGGGAGUUCCCCAGGACCCGGCAAAGCCGGUCGCAGAGGACGCGAACGUAGGCGCCGCAGCUUCCUCGCCCGCUGAAACGCCUUCUUCAGCGACCAUGCCGGAGCCCCCCGCCGACGCUGCCGAACCCACCGUAGAGGACAACGCAACUGCUGCCGUUGCUGCCACCUCCGCUGUGGUGGGGGGGUCAGCUGCUGCCGAUAAGCCCGCUUCGGCCGAGACUCUUACCACCGAACCGACAGGGGAACCUGCUACAGCGGAGGAACCCGUCGCAGAGAGCGCGGCCGAUGCCGGUCCUCGUUCCAGUCCCGGCGACGGCCACGGCCACGGCAAGGGCGGCGGCGGCGGGUUCCUCAAGGGGGUGAAGAAGUGGUUCAAGAAGGACGGGAAGCGUCCGAGUUCCUUCAAGAAGGGCAACAAGGGGAACAAGCAGCAGCAAUCGGAGCACUGGACGGAGAAUCUCGCGUCCUCCCCGCCCUCCGCCACCGCCGCCGCCGCCGGUGCGGCGGAACAAGGGAAGCCCGAGAAGCAACACAAGGAGGAGCAGGAGGAGGAAUUCCUUACCACCGCCGCUGCCGCUGACCCCGGAGCCGGGACCGACGGGACUGCUGGCGGUACUGGCGGUGCUGAAGCUUCUACCAGGGUUGACGUUGCCGGCGCUGUGGUUGUGAUUAUGUAACCAGCCGCGCGACCUGCGGAAAUCCGGUGCUGCACGCUGUUCGGUUGCCGCUGCUGCUGCUGCUGCUGCUGCUGCUUCACACUACCCCAUCCACCCAACGACAGGUACGCGGCGGCGGCGGCCCCGACCCAAUGGCGGCGGCAGCGGCAGCGGCGGCAGCAACGGCAGCAACGGCAACGGCGGCACCGCCACCGAGUUGGCCGCGUGUGGUUCAGGAAAUUGUCGUCGCGUUUUGGGCCCAGAUCGUCGCGCUAGCAAGGUUUUUGACGAAACGGCCGGUGGCAGGUGCGGAAGAGCAAUAAGACAAAGGCGCCGCCGAGAGCGGGGGGGUUAAUAAUCCGCGGCGAGUUUUCGGUGCUUGCUUGGCGACACUGCACCGGACCGAAGGGUGGGGCCCAAAUUUUCUUUUUUCUUGUUUUUGCCAUGCUUUCGCUGUGUGGUGUCAAUCGUAUCUGAAUUCUGUAUCUACCUCGGCUUGCCAUGUUUGUCGGCGUAAAAGAGCCUUGUCCAUCGGUGGCGGCCUUUGGAGAUUUGCUAAACGGGACCGGUUCUUGCUCUUUUAUAUUCUGGGGAGAAUGUUUUUGCGAUUCCGAGGCCACUCGGUACUUUGACUGAAGUGUCACACCCGGGAGUUAAUUUCUGGAUAAAAUGUUUUUGCGAUUCCGAGGCCACUCGGUACUUUGACUUAAGUGUCACACCCGGGAGUUAUUUUCUGGGGAAAAUGUUUUUUGCGAUUCCGAGGCCACUCGGUACUUUGACUGAAGUGUCACACCCGGGAGUUAAUUUCAGGAUAAAAUGUUUUUGCGAUUCCGAGGCCACUCGGUACUUUGACUUAAGUGUCACACCCGGGAGUUAUUUUCUGGGGAAAAUGUUUUUUGCGAUUCCGAGGCCACUCGGUACUUUGACUGAAGUGUCACACCCGGGAGUUAAUUUCUGGAUAAAAUGUUUUUGCGAUUCCGAGGCCACUCGGUACUUUGACUCAACUGUCACACCCGGGAGUUAUUUUCUGGGUAAAAUGUUUUUUGCGAUUCCGAGGCCACUCGGUACUUUGACUUAAAGUGUCACACCCCGGAGUUAUUUUCUGGGGAAAAUGUUUUUUGCGAUUCCGAGGCCACUCGGUACUUUGACUUAAGUGUCACACCCGGGAGUGGCCUCUCGGGGCGCAGUGGCGAUGCACGUUUUCGCCAGAAGCUGCUUCUUGAGCUUAGAUACAUUUGGUUUUGCGUACGCUUGGAGCACUUCUGCGCGGUGUGGUCGUCCGCCCCACUUUUUUGUGUUGUGAUAUGUUUGCCCCUGUUCUUGAUGUACACCCUUUUCUUCGCGUUCGCAGUUGUGGUGGUAUUGCUGUGAACUCCACACCUUCCUCGUACGUGCAUAACCCCCCAUACGGAACUUGCUUGCUGUUUAUUGUGGGCCCUGAAUGUAAACCCUUCAUGUUUGCCUUGGUACCAUAAUCGUUUGUAUGGGGUUUCGUCUCUUAAGUGCUUUGCGUGUUUUUCUGUUGGGUGGCGGUGAGCUAUGUCGGGAGACACGUCCCGCCGCAUGUUGUGGGUAUUCUUGGGCCCGAAGUUUAGGACCCAGCGGGGUCACGUUUUUUGCGGGCCACGCUUUUGUAAGAAACGCCCAGUUGGAACAAUUGGCCAACGGACCCAGUCGCCAUAAAAAAUCGCUUGGAAAAGCGUCGCCGACUGAAAAUCUUCAUGCCACGAGUUUUGUGUGGCGAGUGAUAAGUCGCUCCGAGUUUGCGUCAUGGAUUCGAAACGGUUUCAGCCAGCCGGUGACGUCGACAGCGCUUGGCUUCAGGGAGUGACAUGAACGGAACAUGUACAGAUUUCUAGGCAUUUGCCAAAUGUACUCUAUGCCGUGGAGACACGUGUGAUAACGGGGGAAGGAGUUCCAAGUUACCACUUUUUUUGCUUUUUUUUCUCGUGGCAUUCCGAGUUUCAAGUUGUGAUAACAGGGGAAGAUGUUCGAGUUAUCUCUCUUCGUGCUUUAUUUUGCUCGUGGCAUGCAUAUUUCGAGGUCAAAGUGUGACAAGGGGGGAAAAAGAGGUCCGAGUUAUCGCGCUUGUGUUUUUUUCUCGUACGUUGUUGCGAGGUUUUUAUAGGCUGUUGAGCAGGUGUUACAUCCGCAGUUCCGUCCUAUCGAUAUGUCGUAGCGUGGAAGCCGCUACGAUGGGGGCGGUAGAGAUGGGUGCGCAUGAAUGAGCUACCUAGAUGGGAGGAAAGAAGAUUGUGCGGAGUUUCUGACAGCCGGCCACUAGAUGUGUGCGUUUGUUCGGGUGUGGGGUAAGUGCGUUGUUUUGGCUCUUUUCACCGGUACCACAUCCCGACUGACAUAAGUGGUGAAUAAGUGUGCUUGCUCAUGAAGAAGCGCUUGAGUUGAAAGCCAUGCAUAGCGCAAUGAUAUAGCGCCAUGAGCCCGUCGUCUGCGACAGAGGUCUUUGAUAAGGGUGAAGUGCAAGAGAGUCUCCAGGAUUCUUCAUCUUGGUGCGCCAGGGCAGAAGGUACCCGACGUCAUUUUCAUGGGAUUUCCCUACAUGGAGCACGCUCUUUUUUACCGAUGCAACAACCACCGCUGAAAAAAGAAGAGGUGGGGUUGGCGCGACCGAGUUAGCUCAACGUCUUCUCAUGUGGUCCUUGACUAUAUUGACCUGAUGGACAUGGGCACGCAAUUAAAUGAGAGUGUUUUGGUUUUCCUGGGUUAACAGGAGGGAUCGUGUGCAAGGUGAUGAUGGAAGCUCCUGUCGACGUUUACACGAUGUUUGCGUAUUGUCUGCGUGCCCCCUUGUUCCAUAUGCGUCAUGGGAGACUAUUUCCGUAAGUUUCUCUCUCUCUCUCUCGCUUUUACCCGCCGGCUAUCUGACCGACCCUUUGUCGCAUUCGCAUUCAUGGCCUCGAGUAUUCGGCGUGGUGAAGGUUCCAAUGUGGACGUUGGUGUUCCAACUCUCGCCAAGUUGGAUUUCUAGAUCGUUUCUGCGCAGCUCACGGUGGGUGGAUGGCGUAGUUUCGCUGUAGUUGCUCCGUCCUCGCUGCAGGGGGGCGGGAUCGAUACGAGUAAGAGCUCAGACCAGGCUUGGAAAGGCCCGUCGAAUGCGUUUGGUGUUGUUUUUUUUCUUUCGUGCUGCUUGUAAGACCCGGCUUUGGCAGACCAACGGUUGACUGCAUUCUCCGUUUUGCUUCGAUUGUUCUUGUUCUGCGGCUGCUGCUCUCAGCUGCAACUACCUGCCGAUACAUCCUUGUUCUUUUUUAGGCGCAUGGUGACACGCUUUGUAGAUCCACCUCCACCCCGCGUGCUUGGUGGAAGUAACGAAGUAACCAGUUGCGAUCGCCCGUGUGGGACGGAUGCUUGUCCAGUUAUGUGUGCCGGACGUUCAUGCUGCCGAUGGGUGUUGUCGUGGUAGGACAAGGCCGGUGGGUGUAGGACGAGGCGGGUAGGAGAGCCAGUCAACGGCGUCCCGGUUGCGCAAGCAAAUACACGACACCAUUUAUAUAUAGUCUCGAGUCGAGCGGGCGGAGAGGUGGUCGGCGAUUUUCAUUGGCAUUAUCACCUCUGCUACGCUGCGCUCGGUCCUCUUCGAGUGGGUCUGACGUUCCCACACGAGAAAACUGCCCUGUGCUGGCCGGCAUGAUACUGACUGAUGGUAUCAAAAUAUGUG